Molecule: messenger RNA, 3641 nt
Organism: Hevea brasiliensis (rubber tree)
Lineage: Eukaryota; Viridiplantae; Streptophyta; Magnoliopsida; Malpighiales; Euphorbiaceae
Product: C-terminal binding protein AN
Exons: 9
Coding region: 564-3377 (937 amino acids)
Biological process (GO): microtubule cytoskeleton organization
Molecular function (GO): NAD binding
Source: RefSeq, a predicted model, not a curated record
GCUAAGUUAUUAGAAUGCCGCUUUUAAAUUAAAAUUUAUUAGUAAAACUAUUAUUUUAAAAAAAUGAAGAAGCUGUUCGAUUUAAGAAUAUUCUUUUGAUUUUAGGAAGAUUUAAGGAUAUUCUGAAAUAAUUAUUUUGAGAGAAGCACACAGAGGAGGAAGAAGGAUUUUGUGUCGGAUGAUUUUACGUUAUGUCACCGUUGUUUAAGAAAAUGCUAUUUUUUCUGUAACUCCUUUCUUUGACCUGGUCUGUGCUUCCGAUGGAAAUGUCUACCACCAGCAAUCUUCGAUGAAAGCCUCUCAAACUCCCAGUCAAAAACCCUAAUUUUCACAUCAAUCGGAACCCUCUUUCUUUCCAGCACUUAAUUAGGCAAUUUUUAUAUAUUUUAUAACAUGCAUUCUUUCUAAAUCUCAAACUCCGUUCAUGAUUCCCCGAAUUCGAAUUCCAAAUUUAUGAAAUACUAGUUCAUUUUGAUGCUUCUCAUUCUAGAACUCUAUACUCCAGCGAUACAGAUCCUAAUUCCUGUUUUCCGUGCUUCCAAUUAGUGGAAUUUUGGGAUUCAAUGAAUCACCAAGACCAGGAAUCCGAUUCAUAUAAUCUCAUAACCAAUUCUUCGUGGCUCGAAAUCAGAUUGUUCUACGUCAGAAUCACGCCGUGCGUGAUCGACAGCGUCCCGGACCAUCUGACUCUUCGCCAUCUUCGCCGCGAAAUCAGCACGCCCCUCGAAAUCAACGGCUUCAGAGUUCCAUGCGCUGAUUCUGCCUCCGUGACCCUCCGUCGCGACCGUCUCAAUAAGGAGUCUUCUGAGGUCACCUACGUCAGUACAGACAGUGUGCGUGUCACUGGUGCCGUGGAAUUCGAGGUGUUGGAGAAGAACGAUUUAUUUUUGUGUGGGUCCCUGGAGAGAAUAGAAGCCGUUUGGGGGAAUGGGAGCGUAGGACUGGAAAAUGAUUCGAAGACAGGAUGGAGCAUGGAGUGUUACAUGGCGGCUUCUGUGGGGGAGGGAAACUCUGUGUUUUUCCAACCGAAGAUGGGGUUUUCGGCGCCUGCCAUUGAAGUUUAUAUUGCUGGUUGCUGUGGGGGUGUGCCGGUGAUAUUGACUAAGACAAUUUUGGUCAGUCCGAUAAGGAAAGUAUCGAGGCAUGGAAUGCUUGAUGCUAUUCCUGAGGAUGACGAGAUGGAAAAGGAGCAGAAUGGUGUAGGCAUCAAUGGGUUGGUUCGCCUCCGUAAAGUUCAGAUUGCUGAAUCAGAUGGGGAUGAGUGUGAGUUAGAUGGGAAAAUUGCAAGCAGAUACUGCUCAGAGGACAUGUAUCAUGGUGAGGAUGGCCAACUCUCAUGGUUUAAUGCUGGGGUUAGAGUUGGUGUUGGAAUUGGCCUUGGGAUGUGCCUUGGGAUUGGAAUAGGUGUUGGACUUCUAAUGCGAUCAUAUCAAGCAACUACCAGGAAUUUCAGGAGGAGCACCAAUAUCAGAUCCUCCGCGACAAUGUCACACCGUAACAGCCCCGCGCAAGCUCUCCCCUUGGUUGUCACUCUCAACUGCAUCGAGGAUUGCGCCAUCGAGCAAGACUCUCUAGCCGGCAUCGCAAGCGUCGAGCACGUGCCGCUUAGUCGCCUAGCUGAUGGCAAGAUUGAAUCAGCUGCCGCUGUGCUUCUCCAUUCUCUCGCUUACCUCCCUCGUGCCGCCCAGCGCCGUCUUCGUCCCUACCAGCUCAUCCUAUGCCUUGGUUCGGCUGACCGUGCCGUAGACUCGGCUCUUGCCGCUGACCUGGGGCUCCGGCUUGUUCAUGUGGAUACGUCGCGGGCCGAAGAGAUCGCCGACACAGUGAUGGCUCUGUUCCUUGGCUUGCUGCGUCGGACGCAUUUGCUCUCCCGCCACGCGCUCUCUGCUUCAGGAUGGCUCGGCUCCGUUCAGCCGCUGUGUCGGGGAAUGAGAAGGUGUAGAGGGCUGGUUUUGGGGAUCGUUGGUAGAUCUGCAUCGGCGAGGUCCUUGGCUACUAGGAGCUUGGCUUUCAAAAUGAGUGUGCUAUAUUUUGAUGUUCACGAGGGAAAAGGAAAAGCAAGUGCAUCUUCCUUAAGAUUUCCACCUGCAGCCCGAAGAAUGGAUACUCUUAAUGAUUUACUAGCUGCAAGUGACCUUAUCUCACUUCAUUGUGCUUUAACAAAUGAAACAGUUCAGAUCAUCAAUGCAGAAUGUUUGCAGCAUAUAAAGCCAGGGGCAUUCCUAGUGAAUACUGGAAGCAGUCAGCUACUUGAUGACUGUGCUUUGAAGCAGCUUUUGAUUGAUGGAACCUUGGCGGGAUGUGCUCUGGAUGGUGCUGAAGGACCACAGUGGAUGGAAGCAUGGGUAAAGGAAAUGCCCAAUGUAUUGAUACUUCCACGCAGUGCAGAUUACAGUGAAGAAGUAUGGAUGGAGAUAAGGGACAAAGCCAUCUCUUUAUUGCAGUCUUUCUUCUUUGAUGGGGUUAUACCAAAGGAUGUCAUCUCUGAUGAGGAAGAGGAGAGUGAAGUAGCUGAUGAAAAUGAAGAAUUUCUCAAACAAGACAAUGAAAGUGCUCAACAGGCUUCUGUGGGUGAGCAGUUGAAGGGUGAUAUUCUGUUAAGUCCAGAAAGCUCCAACAGAAAGGGAAAAAAUAAAUCAGCUGAAUCUCCAAGCCAGGCUAAGGGUUCUGGCUUGUCUCAAACAGCUGUAAGGUCUGAAGGGAGAAGUAGCAGAUCAGGUAAGAAGGCAAAAAAAAGACAUGGCCGUCAAAAAUCCUUGCAGAAAUCAGAUGAUCCUUCUCAAUUAGAAAAGGAAAGCAAUUUACAUCGUGAAGAUGAUACUGCUAUGAGUGGUACUGAUCAAGUGUUAAGUUCCAGUUCUAGGUUCGGUUCCCCUGAAGACUCAAGUAGUAGGAAAACACCAAUAGCAUCAAUGCAAGAAUCAACUUCUGACCAGCUUUUAAGAUCAAGCAAGAAGCUUAGCAGAAAGUCUAGUGAGCUGCUGAAAGACGGGUGUGUUAUUGCUUUAUAUGCAAGAGAUCACCCUGAACUCCAUGUCUCAAGGCAGAGAGUUAAAGGGGGUGGUUGGUUCCUGGAUUCCAUGUCAAAUGUAACAAAAAGAGAUCCUGCAGCACAGUUCCUUGUUGUUUUCAGAAGCAAGGACACUAUUGGGUUGCGUUCUUUUGCUGCUGGUGGAAAGUUAUUGCAGAUUAACAGAAGAAUGGAAUUUGUAUUUGCUAGUCACAGCUUUGAUGUCUGGGAGAGUUGGACAUUGGAAGGUUCAUUGGAGGAAUGUAGGCUGGUUAACUGUAGAAAUCCUUUGGCUAUUUUGGAUGUACGCAUUGAGAUUCUGGCAGUGGUAGGGGAAGAUGAUGGAGUUACUCGUUGGCUAGAUUAGGUUGUGAAAGCAAGAGUGAUUGAGUAAAGAUACUAACCUUUUUUCCUGCCAAUUUUGUUAUUCUUCUGAGAUUUGUGUUUCCUCAAAACAAUUUGUAAAUCAUUCUUUUUCUCUUCUUUUGUUCUCCUAUUUUUUUCCCUUUUCUUUGCCAUUUCCUUUUCCUUUUGAGAGGUUACCAGCUGUGCAGGAAUUCAGUAUUUUGGGUUGUUUGGCCUCUUGACAAAUUGAUGUAUUUUAUAAUGAUUGAGAAAAUUUUUCAAUUUU